Messenger RNA from Podarcis muralis (Common wall lizard), 1251 nucleotides. It is a transcript of the gene NSMCE2, whose product is annotated as NSE2 SUMO ligase component of SMC5/6 complex. Lineage: Eukaryota; Metazoa; Chordata; Lepidosauria; Squamata; Lacertidae. The record is from RefSeq and is a predicted model, not a curated record. Gene Ontology annotation, cellular component: nucleus; Smc5-Smc6 complex. Gene Ontology annotation, molecular function: SUMO ligase activity; zinc ion binding. Gene Ontology annotation, biological process: protein sumoylation; double-strand break repair via homologous recombination.
AGGCAUGCGGGGGGUCGGCCGAGGGAUUAAAAAAUAAGAAUAAAAUAAGAAUAAAAAAUAGGGAUCUCCGCAAGGCAGCUGCAAAAAAGGAAAAGGAAAAUAAAAGUGGGAGGAGGAUGCAUACUGCCCGCCUCCUCUUUCUCAGGAACUAAGGGGGAGGAGAGAGUCAAGGGUGCGGAUCUCCAGUCAUUUGUAAUCUCUCUCUUUUAAAACUUAUUAAAUAAGGAAACACGUCCACAAUGUCUGGGCGCUCUGUGGUCUCCUUCAGCGCUGUGGAUGCCUGCCUUUCGUCUCUGAAAACCUGCCAGUCCAACAUAAGUACCGGAAUGGACAUCGCUACAACUGUUGCUCUGGACCUUGUGGAAAGUAAAAACGACAUGAAAGAGGUUGAUGAAAUGGAAAGGGUGAUGUUGGAAUACGCUGCAAUGAGCAGAGAAAUGAACCACUAUAUGGAAGCUGUUGAAGACACUGUGAAUCAGCUCAAGCGAGACAAGCCAGAAACACUGCCGGAUUUGAAAAAUGUAGUUGAAGAGAAGUUUGAAGCCUUGGAGAGCAGAAACAGUGACCUUGACUUGCAGGGAAAUGAGAAAUAUGUCCACUUUAAGGAGCAACUCAGGCAAAUGAAGGCUCAGUUCGGUGUCCAGUCAGAUGGGGAAAAGAGCUCGCCGCUUGAACAGGUUGAUGAGGACCUUGCAGUGACGCAAAGUCAGAUGAACUUUGUGUGCCCCAUCACACAGGUAGAAAUGAAGAAACCUGUCAAGAAUAAAGUCUGUGGGCACUUCUACGAAGAAGAAGCUAUCCUGGACCUGAUCCGACGCAAGGAACAGCGUGGCAAGAAUGCCUGCUGCCCCAAGGUUGGCUGCAGUAACCUCACCGUCAGGAGAUCAGACCUGGUGCCGGAUGAAGCCGUUAAGAGAGCAAUCGACAGUCAGAGUAAACAGAGCCGGUCAACACAGUAGAAGUCAGCUGGCACUCCCGCGGCUGUUACGACAAAGAAAAUGUGAUGUUAGAAGAGGUCGCCUGAGAUAAGUUGCUGAUUGCCAGGUGGUUGUGUAACCGGUUGUUAUUUCAAGUAUUCCAAUUGCAGGCAAAGUUGAAGGUCUGACCUGUCGCCGAAAGCAUUUUCCUUGCUCCUUCGAGAGUGCCAGGUGUAAAACGCUGCCACCCAACCUGUUUUUUAAUUCCUUUUUAAAAAUGUCACCCAGCAGUUGACGUCUUGCGUUCUGUAAAUAAAAACGUAUUUCUCUCAUU